Trichoderma reesei QM6a is the source of this 4845-nucleotide messenger RNA. RefSeq lists its product as uncharacterized. Gene Ontology annotation, cellular component: membrane. Lineage: Eukaryota; Fungi; Ascomycota; Sordariomycetes; Hypocreales; Hypocreaceae. The transcript has 3 exons. Bases 1 to 4845 code for a protein of 1614 amino acids. The record is from RefSeq and is a predicted model, not a curated record.
AUGUCUGCGCCGUAUUGGGGUUCAUUGCCCCAGCCCAAGGGCAUCCACAGCCGGCGAGUCUCAGCAGAUUACACUAAUGAAUUCGCGCAAAAUGACCAACGGCGUUCGCUGGACGUCCAGCCUCAACGCAAGGCGAACCGCAACUCGGUCCAGACAGCUUACACCGAUGCUCCCUCCGAGACAACGUUUAGCCCCAACUCCCCGACGUCGAUACCGGACUACUACCAAGGCCUGGCUCCCAGACCAGCCUCACAUCGCCCGUUUCCUCAAGAACAAACAUAUGAAGGAUACGAUAGACAAGAUCGUCGGCCCAAUCGAACCGCUGUCCCCGACAAGUACGAGAGCAUCUCCCCAGCUCCUUCUGCUACGGACACGGUCGUUCGACAGCCACCAAUGGACUCUCGUGAUCCAUACGCGGACGGACCAUACCAAUACCCUGGUCACUCAAUGUCCGGAGAGUCUUCGCGACCAAUGAACCCCAUCGAUCUUUCUAGUUUUCCAACGCUUUUUGAUGGUGGACUUGUCCGAACAGACAGCAUGGCAUCUGCCCAGCCUCAGGGAAGCCCGUUAUCUGGACAGUCCGAACGGCGCAAAAAGUUGGCAGACCAUCGAUCACCUCUCCAGAAGCUUGAGCUGACGCUCGACAGCAUGACCAAGGAGGAAAAGAGAGCGCGGGUGCAAGCUGCAGAGGCACGAGCAAGAGCGAGGGCUGCCAAGAGGGCUGCUGAAGCUGCCGAAAGCCGCUCUCAGGCCGUGAACCAGCCGCUCUCACCACCGGCUCCCAUCCAACGUCAACAAAUCCCUCCCGCCGCAAGUAUUGAGUCGACUCCCCCGAAGCCUCAGAGAAUCGCGUCUCAGCGGGAUGCCAACCCAUCCAAAGUCCUACCUCAACCACCUAUACGGGACGAACAGCGCAGAUACCCGCAAGAGGGACCGCGAUUUGACGACCAACGUCGUUACGCCAGCCAAGAGGCUCCUCACCACUCUCGGGCUGCUAGUAUGGACCAGCGGGCAUUCAUCCCGGCAGCGGAAGUUCCCAAGCGCAAUCUCAGCUUCCGGGAACGCGACGUUUCUCGUGAAGGCAGGCCGCAUGAUGCAGACGCGAACCAGUCCGCAAAGGAAUCGAGCGGCUUCUCCUUGACGCGUAGCGGAAGCAACAAAUUGAGAAAAGAGCCUCCGGAGGAAGUUUGGCAUCGUAUUCGCUCUGACGCCGAGCGACGAGCGCCAGCUGCGCAGGUUCAGCUUGUCCAGACUCAAUACAAGGACCCGGCUCGGUCUCCCCAAGCCGCAACGGGAGCGCCACCAGCAGCUGCGCAACCGCGCAGCAAGGAGCUUCCACCACUUCCCCUUGUAAUGAAGGAUGAGAGCAAUGUUCGACCGGAAGUGAAGAGGGCUCCCCAAUCUGCUGCCGAGGCUGAGAUCGAAGCCAUGCAGCGGCGAGCCACAGAGCCCGUCUAUGCUCGGGAAGAGCGAGGGCUGAAUGCAGACUAUGCCCCCGCGGCUGCCAUUGGCAGAAUCAUUUACGAGGCGAGUCAAAAAGCCCGAGGACGCUUCCCGCAGCCGAAUUCAGCAGUAAAGAGCUUGGAAGAUCAGACGGGCCAUGAUCUAAUCAAGGAUACACAGGAGCCGCAGGAACCACAGGAACCGCGUAUGUUGCACAUGCCGCAGGAACCUCAGGCAAUGCGCGCGCCACAGGACCGUAUGCUACAGGAGUCGCCAGAGCCCUUUGAACGCCCCGAGUCAAGACUGGUGUUCAAGAAUCCAGAGGAGAUGCGCCCUGGCGACGGUCUCUACAGCUCCCCACAAUGGCUGGAUGAAUGGAAGAAGAGCACUGUCGGCACCCUAUCAGGCACCCUGCUCGACCUGACUGGCAAUAAGCCAGCUGGACUGGCAGAGAAGAAUGACGCUUGGCUAGAUAGGGAGCAAGGGGGCCACCACAGAAGGGUCAGCAGCGCGACGAGGCCGCGCAGGGCCGAAGCAUUCGAUGGUGAGUAUGAUGAUACCAAUGGCGCACCGACUCGAUUCAAGCCGCCGCUGUACCUCAAGUGCGGCCCGCUGCUGAGAUACUGUGGUCUGCGCCACGAGAAGCUCCCGCCUCGGCCCCGAGGGCCGAAUGUCGUGGAAGAUCGUGAGAUCUGGAGAGGAAGCGUCAUGAUCGUCACCAAUGACGCCGAGUCUUCCUAUGAAAUCGCGCCGACACUCCGCCUGUUUGUGCAGGACAUCGAACUGUUGCCUCCUCCUCCACACCAUGUCGACGGCGAGCUUUCGCCCGAGUACGUGGACCCCAUCGCCGGGCAUCCCAAGUUGGGCCGCCGUGGUGAGACGCUAUACGUUCGGCCAGUGGACCACCUCGAAGAAGGGAGAGACCUAUCGCACGACGAGUCUGAGGAUGGUUUGUUUGAAAAGACACGGAGUCUGCCGGACGAGCCUUUGGCUCAGGGCCUCAAAGACUAUCCAGGGUCCUUUGCGAGCCGCCGAGGACGUGUUGAUAUCGACGGAGAGAAGAUGCAGAAGUACAAGGAUGUGAGGGGCUUCCGUCUUCAUGCCGAACAGGGCAGCACGUUCUGGCGGUUCAACAUUGAGGUUGAACUGCGGGAGCAGCAACAGCGGAUUGCAUACCGCAUCAAUCGUGGUCCGGCGAUGGCCUUCUGGGUGCCUGCGCGCGGACAAACCAUGAACAUGAUGUUCUACACGUGCAAUGGCUUCAGCAUCAGCGUCAACUCAAACGAGCUCUGCGGUCCUGAUCCCAUGUGGCGCGACGUCCUGAACUCGCACCAGACACGACCGUUCCAUGCCAUGAUUGGCGGAGGUGACCAGAUUUACAACGAUUGCGUGGCCUUCGAUAGCCCGCUCUUUGACGAGUGGCUGCAGAUCAACGUUGCGGAAAAGAAGCUCAACGCGGCCUUUACGCCCGAGUUGCAGGCUGAGCUGGAGCGCUUCUAUCUGGAACGAUACUGCACCUGGUUCUCGCAAGGCAUGUUCGGCCUGGCCACCUCACAGAUCCCCAUGGUCAACAUGUACGAUGACCACGACGUGUUUGAUGGAUACGGUUCCUACGCUCAUAUGGACAUGAGCUCGCCCGUGUUUUCUGGACUGGGACGCGUUGCCUUCAAAUACUACCUGCUCUUCCAGCAUCAGAGCAUUGUGCCGGAGACGGAAGCGAGCGAGCCUAGCUGGAUCCUGGGUGAGCAGCCAGGCCCGUACAUUCAGGAGGUCAGCCGCAGCCUCUACAUGUCAAUGGGCGGCAAGGUUGCUCUGCUUGCCGUUGACUGUCGUACGGAGAGAACCGAGCAUGUAGUCUUGGAUGAGAAGACUUGGGAGAAGAUUAUCAGUAGGCUGUAUGCCGAGGUCAGGCGGGGACAGGUUGAGCACCUGCUUGUGCUGCUGGGGGUUCCCAUUGCAUAUCCCCGUCUGGUCUGGUUGGAGAAUAUAUUGACCUCGAAGUUGAUGAGCCCGGUCAAGGCGCUUGGCAAGACAGGAGUGCUCGGCAAACACCUGAACAACCUUAACGGUGGCUACGAGAUCCUUGACGACCUGAAUGACCACUGGACGGCGAAGAAUCACAAGAAGGAGCGCACUAUCAUCAUUGAGGAUCUGCAAGAUCUGGCUAUUGACCGAUCUGUGCGAAUCACAAUCUUGAGCGGCGACGUGCACCUCGGGGCCAUUGGUCAGUUCUAUUCCAACCCCAAGCUUGGUCUACCGAAGCACAAGGACCCGAGAUACAUGCCCAACAUUGUGUCCUCGGCCAUUGUCAAUCACCCGCCACCAGACAUUGUUGCCGACUUGCUCAACAAGCGCAACAAGGUCCACCACUUUGACAAGGAGACCGAUGAGGCCAUGAUCCCAAUCUUCCAGACUGGCGUUGAUGGCAAGCCGAGAAACAACAAGAAUCUUCUCCCUCACCGCAACUGGUGCUCUAUCCGCAUGUGGGCGCCAGGAACCACGCCGCCGCCAUCGCCGCCGCCGUCCGACCGAGGGCGGAGUCGAAGCCCGGGAGGCGGCAGCUUGCUCAGGAGACUUUCCUCGAGGCGGCGCAAGUCUACUUCGCAACAACCUUUCGAUGUCUCACGGGAAUCUGUGCGAGGACCUCGGCCUCCAAUUUCCGGAGCAGGAGGCCUCUUCAGGAACUUUUCACGACGGGGCUCGGUUGAUCAACAACGACCUGGGGGUGGUGUGACUCGAACAAUGUCACUUGGCCGCGGAGAGGCUGCGCAGCACAGGGAUGACUUUGUGCAUCAUGGACAGCACGGCAGCCAGGGCCGGUUCGACGACGGAAACAUGAGCGGCCAAUGGAGCGGCGAAUUUGAUAGUGGAUACAUGGACCAUCGCGCGCAGGGCCAGCCUCGUGCUUCGGGCCUCCGUGGUGGCGGCGGCAGCGAUCUCGAGGAGUUUUCGGCGGGUGACGAGGCCUACUUUACGGCACAAACGCCUCGACGCGCACAGACGAUCAACUACCACGCCGGGCCUGCUGGUAGCCACGAGGUGAUCAGCCCGUCAGGCCGUCCAUACCAUCGAGCACCCACGGGCUUGUCAUUAAAGGACGUCAAGGACGCUGAGAAAUUCGAGGUCAACCUGGAAGGCGGCCUGGAUAUCUCGCUGAACAUGGAAGUCAACUCCAAGGACCCCAUGGGCAUUACUGUGCCGUAUCGCAUCCUGGUGCCCAAGCUGUUUUAUGAGCCCUCGUCCAAAGACGACUUGUUUGCGACGGCGGAGCCGACGGGCAUUAGGAAGUUGUUCAGCUUCAGGAAGAAGCAAAAGGCCCCUUUGGGGGAUCCGGAGCCGGAGCCGGAGCCAGCAGAGGAGAUGGGAUACGAUGAUGAAGAGUUGGACGACGACAGAUAUUAA